Molecule: messenger RNA, 2599 nt
Organism: Epinephelus lanceolatus (giant grouper)
Lineage: Eukaryota; Metazoa; Chordata; Actinopteri; Perciformes; Serranidae
Gene: sqor
Product: sulfide quinone oxidoreductase
Cellular component (GO): mitochondrion
Molecular function (GO): sulfide:quinone oxidoreductase activity; FAD binding
Source: RefSeq, a predicted model, not a curated record
AACGGCAAGUUCACGUCGGGGUAACGCUCACGGGUUGUGGAAGUCCUGCCUUCCUCACCGAGUCACAGCCAGUGGGACUAUUUCCUGUCGGUUUUUAGGGAAUUAACGGUGAGACAGACGGUUUAACGAGCGGUGAACACAAGUGGUGGUCAAGAAUGGCUGCACUGCGUCGUCUGAAGCAGUGCCACUCCACGGGCAUUGCUAUCUCACAUUUUCACACGAGCAGCCGUGCCUCUGCCAAGCAGCACUACAAAAUGCUUGUGCUCGGAGGAGGAAGUGGUGGCAUUACGAUGAGUGCACGGAUGAAGAGGAUGAUGGGGGCUGAGAAUGUAGCUGUUGUGGAGCCCAGUGAGAUGCACUACUAUCAGCCAAUAUGGACGCUGGUUGGUGCUGGUGCAAAAACUGUAGCCUCAUCAGGUCGCCCCACAGGGAGUGUUAUGCCGUCUGGAGUGAAGUGGGUGAAAUCCAAAGUUCAGGAAAUAAACCCAGACGCAAAUACUGUCCGCACAGAUGAUGGGACUGAAAUCACCUAUGACUAUUUGAUUGUGGCUCUCGGUAUGCAACUCCAUUAUGAGAAGAUCAAAGGAUUGCCAGAGGGGUUUGAGCAUCCAAAGAUUGGGUCGAACUACUCGGUCCAAACCGUGGAGAAAACGUGGAAAGCACUGCAGAACUUCAAAGAGGGCAACGCUGUGUUCACUUUCCCAAACACUCCUGUGAAAUGUGCUGGAGCUCCACAGAAGAUCAUGUACCUAUCAGAUGCCUUUCUCAGAAAAACAGGAAAAAGAGCAAAGGCCAACGUAAUGUACAACACAUCGCUUCCUGUGCUCUUCGGGAUCAAGAAAUAUGCUGACUCAUUGUGGGACAUUGUGAAACAACGUGACCUACAAGUGAACCUGAGACAAAAUCUGAUUGAAGUGCGGGCAGACAAGCAAGAAGCUGUGUUUGAAAACCUCGACAAGCCAGGCGAAACCAGUGUGGUGGAGUAUGAAAUGCUUCACGUCACGCCACCAAUGGGACCCUGUUCUGUGAUCAAAGGCAGUCCGCUGGCAGAUGAGGCUGGCUGGUUGGAUGUCAACAAAGACAACCUCCAACAUAACAGGUAUCCGAAUGUGUUUGGGAUUGGAGACUGCACCAACCUGCCCACAGCCAAAACAGGCGCUGCUGUCGCUGCACAGAGUGCCGUCUUGAACAGAACCAUCAGCAAAGUACUGAAAAAUGAGAAGCCAGAUAAAAUAUAUGAUGGCUACACCUCGUGUCCGUUGGUCACAAGCUACAACACAGUCAUUCUGGCAGAGUUUGACUACAAUGGACAACCCCUUGAGACAUUUCCCAUCAACCAAGCCAAAGAACGAAGACUCAUGUACCACAUGAAAGCUGAUGUGAUGCCUAUCCUCUACUGGCAUGGGUUUCUACGGGGCCUGUGGGGCGGACCAGGACCAUUCAGGAAACUCUUCCAUCUUGGGAUGAAAUGAAACCUCACCAUCAGUUUGCAGGAUAACAGUUAUAUUCCCAAAACUUUUAGGCAAAGACGUAGCACAUUAAAUUCACCAUAAAGGGGUCCGUACAGGGGUAACAUGUAUGGCCUGGACAUCAAGACUAAUCACAAGAAGAUCGAUCAAGUUAUCAUGAAUAUUGAAACAUUAAAUCUGCUGUAAGUGGUGCGCUGAUAUUAACAUGGAAUAAAAUGACUCCCUGUAAUGAGAAAGAGCAGAAACAAAGUGAGAUUUAAAUUUUAAUUCUGCUGUUGUGUGGAACUUCUAGCUGCUUAGAGGUCAAUGUUUUGUGUUUUUUUGCGGCUCAUUGAAUGUAAUGUCUUGCUGCUUUCACCAACCCCAUUAUCCAAGCAGAUAUGAGAUUUUUAUUGGAGCCUAGAACAAAAGUUUGUAGAUUUGCAACCCUACUGUAGGUGCACCACUAUACUUUUAUAAGCCAGUAGGUUUCACCUGAGUCCCACAGCCUUACUGGGGUUGGCCAGGUUCUUCCAAGGUUUAUUCAGCUUCUUGCUGCAUGGUAUAUAAUCCAUGUUGCCCACUUGCAUCCAAUUUUAUUUGUUAAUUUUCACAUAGGAUUAUUGAACAACUAUUCUCAUUAAUCACAGUGUACGAUGUGCUCUUUUUCAGAUUGCUCCACUACAGAUUGUGUGUAUUGGUGGAGGUCAGUUAUUGUGUGUGUACUAUUUUGCCAUUUAAGGAUUUUGGUUGUCUCCAUUUUAAACGCUAAAGCAUCCAGUCUGUGAAAAUGUAUUUUUUUCAUAGUACUAUGUCAAUCAUUUGUGCUACCAAACCUUUAGUAUGAGUCACUGUCUUCUGGGAAGGGUCGACCAUUAACAUGGAAACGACCACAAGUGCUUUUCUUACACGUAAACAUGAAUGUCAGAUAUAGAGUUUGGUACAUAGUGAUUAUUUUUCUGAGUGCUUAACUGAGUUAUAACAUCUUGGUGGUUAUACAGUCACUGCUGACUUUGUGAUUGUAUUUUUAAAAUUAUUACUCUUUAAUCAUUUAAAUGACUCUGUACACUUAUGAAUCUUUAAUUACGCUGUUAAAGAACAAAGUGAAAUUGUUGCUGAAAAAUCAUAAAUAUAUACUCAGUAUAGUUUCA